Molecule: messenger RNA, 2442 nt
Organism: Oenanthe melanoleuca
Lineage: Eukaryota; Metazoa; Chordata; Aves; Passeriformes; Muscicapidae
Gene: CSK
Product: C-terminal Src kinase
Exons: 13
Coding region: 348-1700 (450 amino acids)
Biological process (GO): adherens junction organization; regulation of Fc receptor mediated stimulatory signaling pathway; protein phosphorylation
Molecular function (GO): ATP binding; protein tyrosine kinase activity; protein binding
Source: RefSeq, a predicted model, not a curated record
CGCGGUGCUCCCGGGGCUCUCCGGUUCCGGGCGCCGCUCCCUCGCUCCGUCCCUCCUUCCUCCCUCCCUCCCUCCCUCGCUCCGUCCCUCGGCCCCGCCGCCCCGGCGCCCCCUCACCGCGCUGGGCCCCGCCGCGCUCCUCCGCCGGCGGCGGCUCCGGCUUCCCCCGCCCCUUCCGCCCCCCCCGGUCCGUUCCGUUCCCCCCGCCGGCCCAGCCGAGCCCGGAGGCCCCGGCGGCGCCGCAUGGAGCAGCCGGCGGCGGGCUGAGCCCGUGCCCGGAGGGAGGUCUCAUGGUACCAAGUGACGUGUCCCCCCUGUGAGAGUCGCACCCCAGACCUGCGGAGAAGAUGUCAGGGAUGCAGGCCGUGUGGCCGUCCGGUACAGAAUGUAUCGCCAAGUACAACUUCCACGGUACCGCCGAGCAGGACCUGCCCUUCAGCAAAGGAGAUGUCCUCACCAUCGUCGCUGUCACCAAGGACCCCAACUGGUACAAGGCGAAGAACAAGGUGGGCAGGGAGGGCAUCAUUCCUGCUAACUACGUCCAGAAGAGGGAAGGGGUCAAAGCUGGCAUCAAGCUCAGCCUCAUGCCGUGGUUCCACGGGAAGAUCACGCGGGAGCAGGCGGAGAGGCUGCUGUACCCCCCCGAGACGGGGCUGUUCCUGGUGCGGGAGAGCACCAACUACCCCGGGGACUACACGCUGUGCGUCAGCUGCGAGGGCAAGGUGGAGCACUACCGCAUCAUCUACUCCUCCAGCAAGCUCAGCAUCGACGAGGAGGUCUACUUCGAGAACCUGAUGCAGCUGGUGGAGCAUUACACCACGGACGCGGACGGGCUCUGCACCCGCCUCAUCAAGCCCAAGCUGAUGGAGGGCACGGUGGCAGCCCAGGACGAGUUCUCCCGCAGCGGCUGGGCCCUCAACAUGAAGGACCUCAAGUUGCUACAGAUCAUUGGCAAAGGGGAAUUCGGAGACGUGAUGCUGGGGGAUUACCGGGGGAACAAAGUCGCCGUGAAGUGCAUUAAGAACGACGCCACAGCGCAGGCCUUCCUGGCAGAGGCGUCCGUCAUGACGCAGCUCCGACACAGCAACCUGGUGCAGCUGCUGGGGGUGAUUGUGGAGGAGAAGAGCGGCCUCUACAUCGUCACCGAGUACAUGGCCAAGGGCAGCCUCGUGGACUACCUGCGGUCGCGCGGGCGGUCGGUGCUCGGGGCAGACUGUCUGCUCAAGUUCUCCUUAGAUGUCUGUGAAGCCAUGGAGUACCUGGAAGCCAACAACUUCGUGCACCGGGACCUGGCGGCGAGGAACGUGCUGGUCUCGGAGGACAACAUCGCCAAGGUCAGCGAUUUCGGGCUCACCAAGGAAGCCUCCUCCACACAGGACACCGGCAAGCUGCCCGUCAAGUGGACAGCACCAGAAGCACUUAGAGAAAAGAAAUUCUCCACCAAGUCGGACGUGUGGAGCUUCGGGAUCCUCCUCUGGGAAAUCUACUCCUUCGGGCGAGUGCCUUAUCCGAGAAUUCCCCUGAAGGACGUGGUGCCCCGCGUGGAGAAGGGCUACAAGAUGGACGCUCCGGACGGUUGUCCGGCCGUCGUCUACGAGGUGAUGAAGAAGUGCUGGACCCUGGACCCCGGGCACCGGCCGUCCUUCCACCAGCUCCGUGAACAGCUAGUGCAUAUCAAAGAGAAGGAGCUCUACCUGUGAGGGGGGGCUCUGCCACCCCACAGCCGCAGGGGACCCACGCUGGGGGGGACCAGGGUGUGGGCAGCCCCCCUGCCCCGCCACGGCACCAGGAGGGAGCCCCGGGGGUGUUUCCCCCACCCCCCAAUUCCCCCGGUUGCUUCCAAACUUCCAAAUCUGUCAGUUUGUAUUUUUAUUUUCUAGGUUUGGGGUUUUUUUUGUUUUAAUUUUUUUUUUUUAUUAUUUUUUGUGGGUGUUUUUUUUUGUUGUUGUUUUCUCAGUUUUGGGGGGUGUUUAUUAUUUUGGGGGUUUUUUUGUCGUCGUUUUUUUUUUAUUAUUUCAAGCAGGGCCCAGCUGAGCGUUGGGCGUUUUACUAAAGUACGAAUCUUAUUUUUUAAUGUAAUUAAAAGAAGAAAAAAAAAAAAAAAAAAAAAGGAAAAAAAACCAAGACAGAGAGAAGAAGGUUGUUAAAAGGAGAAUAAUAAUAAAUAAACCAAUGAAAUGGACACAUGGAAAGGAAACCCCCAGCGACAGAAGUGAUGGUUGACGGGGAGACGCUGGACUCGGCCGCGUCCCCGCCAGACGCUUUUUUUUUUUUUUUUUUUUUUUUUUUUUUUUUUGGGUUGUUUUGCUUUAAACUCGUUGCAAUGUUUGCAUGCUGUCUCCAGAGGCCUUUUUUUCCAGUCCUGUCCAGUGCUUUAUUCUCAUGUAAUGCUACCGACUGUGAGAUUAAAAAACUGUAAUAAAAAACAACAAAAACAUUCCA